GCAUCUAAGUUUUUCGCUGCUUAAAAAUUUGCAACUUUCCGUAAAUUUCCUGAAAAUAACGCAAUGGAUCUCAAGCAGAUCGACGAAGAAGCCCGCCAUGCGGCGAUUAAGGAAAUUAAAAACAUGUUCCAGCGCCCCGGCCAGCUGGAAAAGGUGGAUCAAUAUCGACACCGAGUCUACAGGAAGAAGGUAUCGAUUGAAGCUAUGCUGAAGACAUGCAUGCAAAACCAGACAGACGAUGUGAAGGUCGGCGUGAAGAAGCUGCUCUCGGCACUGGAAGAUAUCGGGGAAAUCGACGAGCAGAUGAAAGGUGCAAUAUCGCAGCUGACGGACGUUCCGGCGAUCUAUGAUGCUCUGGAGGCUGUGCGGGAUGAGAAUGCCAAGCACUCGCAGUACAUGACGGCAAUGGAGAAUUUAAAACAUAUCUUUACUGUUCAGUCCAGCGUGGCAAAAACGAUGCAAUGGAUCGAGGAGGACAAGCUGCUGCACGCGCAUCAGUGCUUGUCAGAUUUGGAAAACUCCCGAGACGAUUUGCUGUUCGAGCUGCACAAGCUGCCCAAGCAGAACGCUCACGAUAAGAUAACGCUGAAGCGGUACUUUGAGAAGGUGGAAACGGUUUCGUUGACGUUGGAAAAGAAAAUCCGGUUGAUAUUGCAGCGUACGCUGAAUACGGUCCGCAAGGAGCCGACGGUGAUUGUGACCGCACUGAGGAUAAUCGAGCGGGAAGAGAAGGCAGAUGCCUUUGCUUUGCAACAGCAGAAACAGACGGGAUUUAUUCCACCGGGAAGGCCGAAAGAGUGGCGCAAAAAGGCCAUGCAGGUUCUGAACGAGGCCGUCAUGCAGCGCAUCGAAGGUUCCAAGCUGGAAGAGCGAGCAGAUAAUAAACUGUGGCUGGUUCGGGACUUGGAACUGACUAGACAGUUCCUUCUAGAGGAUCUCAGGGUGGUGAAAUCGUUGUGCGUUCCGUGCUUUCCACCGCAUUUUAACAUUUUGAAGGAGUAUGUCAGCAUGUACCAUAAUGCGCUGUCGAAAUACCUUGAAGAACUGAUUCAGAUGGGGCUGGAAGGGAACGAGUUUGUUACGAUUCUUUCUUGGAUUAUGAAUACCUAUCCCGGCCGGGAGUUGAUGCAUCAUCCUGACUUGUUUAUUGAUCUGUCGGACGUUGGGCCUCUGGUGAGUGAUGAGGUGCUCAAAGAAAUGGAAUCGGCCUAUCUGCAGACGAUGGAACGAAACUAUCAGGAAUGGAUGACCAAAACGCUGGAAACGGAGAAGGCUGAUUGGAUCAAUGGCGUCCCAGCAGACUCAGCUGAUCAGUACUAUCACACUUCGGCACCGGUUAUAAUUUUCCAGAUGAUUGAUCAGAACCUGCAGGUCACCAAUACGAUACAUUCCGAUUUGACGUUCAAUGCAUUCAUUUUAAGUAUUCAACAAGUGAUCAAGUACGGUCACAACUAUCGCGGGGCGAUUAUCGAGUACAAGGAGAGACAUUUUCGUGAUCGUAGCCAGGCACCGUUCUUUACGCAGCACAUAAUCACGAUCGUGAACAACUGUGCCCAGAUGAUGGAAAAUGCUCAGCAGAUGAAACAACUGUACUGGCCAAAGUCUAAGACCAUGCACUACGAAGAGUUUGAGCGAUUGUUGAACACGUACCAGGCUCUUCGGGACGAAGCGGGACUAUUUUUGCUCGAGGAAGCUUUUUUGGAUUUGGAGAUACCCUUCAACGAGCUGUUUACUUUGAAGUGGGUCGGAUCUUCCGUGUCCGUGGAUACGAUUUGUGUCACUUUAGAGGAUUAUUUUCAGGACUACAACCAUCUGCGGUCGACCAAUUUCGAGUACGUCAUCAACGAAGCACAGCGGCUAGUGGCCAAGCGGUACAUCAAGGCAAUGCUAUCGAAGCGACUCAACAAACCACGGCAGGAGUGUGAGAUCCUGGCAAAGAAGGUCAUCAAAGAAGCCAAGCAGAUCAAGACUUUCUUCGAAAAAGUGGCCCCGAAUGUAGCGAAAAGUGAUUCACCCAUCGACGUAAUCUCCAAUCUGGCAAACUUGCUAACGUGCGAUGCGGAAAUGUUGAUCCUUGAUCUGCACACACUGCUCUCCAGCUAUCCUUCGCUGACGGAGGAUCACGUGGUGCGUUUGUUCUACAUGCGCAUCGAUUUUAAGGCUAGCGAGGUCAAGGAAAAGGUCCACGAUGCGAUCGUGUCGAAGAAGACCACCGUUAGCCACGACAAGCAGGAUAGUAUCUUUAAGGAAAUUGUGUUUUCCGACAAGCUUUGGUAAGGGCGAGCAGGGAUUUUGUUAUUUAUUCCAUGUUGUAUGAAAU
Molecule: messenger RNA, 2320 nt
Organism: Ochlerotatus camptorhynchus
Lineage: Eukaryota; Metazoa; Arthropoda; Insecta; Diptera; Culicidae
Gene: Sec6
Product: Exocyst complex component Sec6
Exons: 3
Coding region: 64-2277 (737 amino acids)
Biological process (GO): exocyst localization; exocytosis
Cellular component (GO): exocyst
Molecular function (GO): SNARE binding
Source: RefSeq, a predicted model, not a curated record